UCUUAUGUCAACUGAUAAGUAACUGUUGAUUUUGCUCAUGCUUAGUCCUAGUGUUUGUGAUCUUGUCAACAAAAACAAAUAAUAAAUGAUCUUAUGUAAACGCUACACGACAUCCAAAUCGUUUAAAAAUACACUUUCUAAUUCCUAAUAGCUAAAACAGGCAUUAGCCGGUGGCGAGUAAUGGACCAAUAAGUUCGCCAAGAUACAUUGACUCUAAAAUUAACAUAAUUAUAACGUAUGUUUGGUGACGCGUUUCACUUUCGAUUUCAAAUUUUUUAUGUAAAAGCAUAGAGUCCAAUGAGCAAAUCAAGAUGCUGCGUCAAGUGUGUUUUUGGCACCUUUCUGUACAUAUCGAUCGUUCUUGUGCUCGUGUUCAUCAUAGCAUUUGUGAUUGUGCCUGUUGUGUUUAAGUAUAGCAUCGGCAUACAGAGGAGCAUCAUUUUUCCUACAUGGAUCAUUUCUCCAAAGAAUUACUCGGACAUAGAGAAAUUCAAAAUCAAAGGAGUAAGAAAUUUCUAUCUAGAUGUGCCAAGAGAUGGUGAUAUAUCAGACAACAUCACGUUAGGCUUAUGGCAAAUUUUACCUCAAGAUUUUCUUGGCGAUUUCAUCGCCAACGAUGAGUAUAACUAUGAGGGGGCGUUGGCUGAUAAAAACUACAAGGUUCUGCUCUAUCUCCACGGCAAUGGCCAGGAUAGAUCUGCAUCGUUAGAUUUGUAUGAUAUUUUGAGAUGGUAUUUUCUCAUUGUUGCUGUAGAUUAUAGAGGAUAUGGUGAUUCUUCUAAAGCUGAACUAACAGAGACAGCGAUUGUCGAGGACAUAGUCUAUGUGUACAAAUGGCUCAAAAACCAAACAAACUCAAAAAUAUACGUUUGGGGACACUCAUUGGGCACGGGUGUGGCUACCCACUUAAUCUCAAAUUUGAAGGCAGAAAAUAUCAGUUCAAACGGCCUGAUAUUAGAAACACCAUUCACUUCAGUUACGGAUGUUAUGCAAGAACAUCCGGUGAUGGCGUUCUACUCGUUUUUACCUUGGUUUUGGACCACGAUGAUUGAGCCUAUAAAGUACAAUGACUUUGAUUUUGAUUCAAAAAAAUAUAUUUUGAAUGUUGACAAUCCGAUAAUGAUUUUACAUGCCAAGGAUGACGAUAUCAUCUCCUACCAUUUUGCUACACAGCUGUACAAUAUAGCAGUGAACAAUAGAAAUGAUACAUAUCAAGGAAAUGUCACAUACCACCUGUUUGAGUCACGUGGUUAUAUGCACAUGUACUUAUAUAAAGCCCCUGAAUUACCUGAAUACGUUAGGUAUGAUUUUAUUUAACAGCGAACAUCUUUGCAGAUUUGUACAAAAGUAAAUACACCAAUUUUAAGAAUGAACCAUUCAGUCUGUAAAUGUUCCGUUUUCGAUAUAUCCAAUACAAAAAACGACUAAUAAAAAAAUCUCCAAAUAAACUGAUGCGCAUCGAAUUUUCUUUUCUAGGUAAUUUUUUUCGAAUAAGGCACCAAUGCACAGCAUCUUGAAAAUGAAUUUAUUUCAGGAAAAUGCGUUAUAUUUUGCGUUUCAGUUGUCACCAAAUAUUCGUUCAUCGAAAUGUAAAAUUCUUGUAGCAUUCCAAUCGUAAUUAAUCAAGGAUCGUGAUAUCAGGAUUUACAUAAAAUUAAUUUAAAUUUAUUGAAAUGAAGGCAAUGUGGCCUUAUUGGUACCUAACGGUUUUUUGGAUAUAGAGACGCAUUUUUUUUAAUAAAAAAAUUAUAUAAAUGUUUGUAUGGUCACAUAUUUUAGGUUCUGAAGUGCCCUGUAUGGAAAAAAUUCAUACGGUUUCUAUUUUUUUCCAGAGAAUUCCUAGAAGAUUGUGAUAAGUUUGACAACAGAAACCAGUAGUCUCAAAUACUCGUGUUAGUACAAAUUUGAAAUUUUGUCAAGUGAUAUUUGUUCAAUUUUACAUUAUUAUAUAGACAUUGUCAGUAUUUUUAGAAAUUUUAAUAAAAACUGUUAUGGAGAAUA
Acanthoscelides obtectus is the source of this 2001-nucleotide messenger RNA. Lineage: Eukaryota; Metazoa; Arthropoda; Insecta; Coleoptera; Chrysomelidae. The record is from the annotation of a GenBank genome assembly.